Cyprinus carpio (common carp) is the source of this 2079-nucleotide messenger RNA. RefSeq names its product kynureninase (gene kynu). NCBI's taxonomy places the organism in Eukaryota, Metazoa, Chordata, Actinopteri, Cypriniformes, Cyprinidae. Gene Ontology annotation, cellular component: cytoplasm. Gene Ontology annotation, biological process: NAD+ biosynthetic process. Gene Ontology annotation, molecular function: pyridoxal phosphate binding; kynureninase activity. The record is from RefSeq and is a predicted model, not a curated record.
CUCACUGAUCUCUAGUCCUGAUCAAUCAGCUGGACUUAAUGGCAUUUGCGCUCUGGAUAUGAUCUGUAACAGUGUGAUCGAUUCAUAACCUUCAUCUGAACACUCCUCUGAAUGCCUCACAGACAGCGUCCUGAGAGACAGCGGGACGAGUGGAAAUCAGGAAAUGAUGCAGAUCUCUAGAAAUCAUUAGCUCAGGUCUGAUGUGUUUGCUCACGGGGUCAAAGUGCAGAGCUAAAAGUUAGUCUCUGCAGACGUGGCUUUGACUUCUGGACAUAUUUAUAAGAGAUUUGUGAAGCUUGAUUGCUCUGAAUCUGGUGCUGAUGAUGGAGAGCGUGCAGCAGACGAUCACGAGGGUCUCUCAGGAGCUGAACUGCAGUGCCACGUCCCUCAGGGUGGCAGAACAUCUGGACCGACACGAUGAGCUGCGACUGCUGCGCCAGGAGUUCCUCAUACCUAAAAUAUCUGACCUGCCACCGUCGGAUUUGUCACUUGUGGAUGGUUCUGAAGAUUGUAUUUAUUUCGCUGGGAAUUCACUGGGUCUCCAGCCGAAAAACGCCAAAAAAUACAUCGAAGAGGAGCUGGAGAAAUGGGCCACAAUUGGUGUCCAUGGCCACCUGAAGGGGUCGCGACCUUGGGCCUGGGCUGAGGAUACCCUGGAGGAGCUGAUGGCAAAGAUCGUUGGUGCUAAACCAGAGGAAGUGGUUUUGAUGAAUGGAUUGACAGUCAAUCUGCAUCUUCUGAUGCUUUCCUUCUACAAACCGUCUCCAAAACGCUAUAAGAUUCUUCUAGAAGACAAGGCCUUUCCAUCAGACCACUAUGCCAUUGAAUCUCAGAUCCGGCUGAGAGGACUGGACGUGACCGACAGCAUGCUGAUCAUUAAACCAAGACAGGGUGAAGACACCAUCAGGACAGAGGAUAUCGUGUCGGUCAUCGAGCGGGAGGGCGACGCCAUCGCUCUGGUCAUGCUCAGCGGCGUUCAGUAUUACACCGGUCAGCUCUUCAACAUGGAGGCCAUUACCAGUGCAGGACACGCCAAGGGGUGUUUGGUAGGGUUUGAUUGUGCACACGCCGUAGGAAACGCUGAACUGCAACUUCACGACUGGAAUGUGGAUUUUGCGUGCUGGUGCUCUUAUAAGUAUGUGAACUCAGGGGCCGGUGGUCUGGCUGGAGCUUAUAUACAUGAGAAACACGCUCACAGCGUCAAACCCACUCUGAUGGGCUGGUGGGGACACAACCUGAAGACCAGAUUCCUCAUGAACAAUGAAAUGGAGCUUCAGCCUGGUGUUAAAGGAUUCCGUCUGUCCAAUCAGCCUUUUUUACUGGUGUGUCCACUACAGGCCAGUCUAGAGAUUUUUAACCGGACGAGUAUGAAGGAUCUGAGGAGGAAGUCGGUGCUGCUGACGGGGUAUCUGGAGUAUCUGAUCAGACAUUACUACACCAAAGACCCGUCAGCCCCCGACAAACCCUCGGUUCACAUCAUCACGCCCUCUGACCCCCAGCAGAGAGGCUGUCAGCUGUCUCUGUGCUUCUCUUGUCCAAUCAGAACUGUGUUUCAGGAGCUGGAGAAGAGAGGAGUCGCCUGUGACAUGCGAGAGCCCAAUGUGCUGCGGGUCGCUCCAGUGCCGCUCUACAACUCCUUCACCGAUGUUCACCGCUUCAUCACUGCUCUGGGAUCAGCGCUGAGCGCCAGCGGAGCCAAAUAGACACAUUCUAUUGGUGCAGCACGAAGCAUUUUUAUUGGCUGCUGUUGCUCUGUGAAGCUGCUCGUUAACAUGACGAGAGCAUCAGUGUCCAUUACUGAUGAAUCAGUUUUAUAUGCAAUUGUUUGCAAAAUAGCCAGUAAAUGUUUUUCUUCACAUCAGCUAAUGAUCCAAGGAUUGCAAAUGAUUUUGUGCCAUUAAUUUGAAUAAAAGUUAUAUUUCCUCAUAGAGUUUGUGUAGAACAGUUAAAAAACUGAUUUAAUGUGCAUGCUGAAAUUAGUCUUUGUUCAUCAAACAAAUAAUUCUGUUCAAAUGGUUUGGUUUGUACUGAAAUUAAAAAUUAAAUUCAAAUGUUAAUAAUAAAAAAACUACAACAGUA